Zea mays is the source of this 1362-nucleotide messenger RNA. Its product is annotated as R2R3MYB-domain protein. NCBI's taxonomy places the organism in Eukaryota, Viridiplantae, Streptophyta, Magnoliopsida, Poales, Poaceae. The transcript is spliced from 3 exons. Bases 202 to 1128 code for a protein of 308 amino acids. The record is from RefSeq and is a predicted model, not a curated record.
ACCUACUCAAUUCCUCUCGACUAAACUAAACCAAGAAGCGAAAUGUGACAGCCCUUUAAAUCACGGGGGUGCACAUGGUUGUGCUGAGAGACUGCUAGCUACUACUGCAACAGCUCAUCUUCAGAGGCACGGGAGGGCAGGAUCCUGAAGGCAAGAAGAAGAGGAGGAGGAGACACGAGAAGGCGGCGGCGACAAGACACAAUGGGGUGCCGGUCCUGUGACAAGCCCAAGAUGAACUACCGCAAGGGGCUGUGGUCUCCUGAGGAGGACCAGCGGCUCAGGGACUACAUCCUCAAGCAUGGCCUCGGCUGCUGGAGUGCUGUCCCGGCAAAGGCUGGUCUCCAGAGAAACGGCAAGAGCUGCCGCCUGCGCUGGAUCAACUACCUGCGCCCUGGACUGAAGCGUGGAAUGUUCUCCCAGGAGGAGGAGGACGUCGUCAUCGAUCUCCAAGCCAAGCUGGGCAACAAGUGGUCUCAGAUUGCGAUGCAUCUGCCGGGGAGGACCGACAACGAGGUGAAGAACUACUGGAACUCGUACCUCAAGAAGAGGGUGAUGCAGCAGGCCCAGGGCGCGUCGUCCAACUCCAGCCCCAAGAGCCCGCCCGAGCUCACCUCCAUGAGCACCACCGCCGACCUGUCGUCCAUGUCCAUGCCCAUGCCCAUGUCCAUGCCCAUGCACCAGCGCCACCACGUCAAGAACAACAGCGGCGGCGGCAGCACCACGACGUCGCACGACCAGCAGGACGACGCCAACAUCAGCGGCAGCCGUGCAGCGCUGUCGGCCCCACCGCCGCCGCCCCUCGCCCAGCAGCCAUUCGAGCACCAGGCGGCUAGGAGCUUCGUGUUCUCGGACUGGGCGCCGGAGAGCUACUCGCUGUCCACGCACUGGCCCGCCGCCACGUCGACCUCUGGCAACGUGACGCCGUCCCACGGCAGCGCCGCCGCCUUCGGGGACCAGAUGAGCGGCACAUACGGCGCCGGCGGGCUGCCGCCGCCGCACCAGGAUCACCACCACAGCGCCGCGCCCGCCACCACCGGCAUCGCGGGGAGUGGCUACUUUGACCUGCUCAAUAUGGGAGACAUCUACGGUGGAUUCAGCUCGACAAACAACGAUGAUCUGCUCUUCUGAACUCAACUGACGACGAUGGAGGCGUGAUCAGUGUUGUGCAUGAGUGAGUCAAAUGCAGCGGUAUAUUGUUGGAUUUGUUGCUUCGUCUUCUUCUUUUGUACGUAUUUUGUAACAAAAUUAUUAUUUGUAACAACAUUAUUAAUUGCGAUGUAGAGAACACACCCUAGGCUGGACAUAAUUCUUUGGUUUCUUUCUACAAUAUAUAUUAAUAAUAAAAAUGCGUACCAACCCGUU